AUGGUCAAGUGUCGUCGAGUUAAAAGUAAAUCAUUUGUUGCUGAACCGCCCUCCUUACCCGCUGACCGUGUUAAAGAUGCAGCAGUAUUUGAAGUAGUUAGUGUGGACUUAGCUGGUCCUCUGUACUUAAAGCGAGGUGAUAAGUCUUGGAUUGUAAUCUAUACAAGGGCCCUUUUUCGAGCGGUGCGUCUUGAACUAGUUGCUUUUCUUUCCGCUGAUUCAUUUUUGUUAUCAUUUCAACGUUUUGUAGCCAGAAGAGGUAUACCUCGCAUAAUAUAUUCUGAUAACGGAACAAAUUUCCGAGGUGCUUACAACGAGUUAGCGGCUGCCGAUUGGAAUGAAGUUUCACGAUAUUCCGAAGUACAACGUAUAACCUGGUAG
Molecule: messenger RNA, 381 nt
Organism: Argiope bruennichi
Lineage: Eukaryota; Metazoa; Arthropoda; Arachnida; Araneae; Araneidae
Exons: 1
Coding region: 1-381 (126 amino acids)
Biological process (GO): DNA integration
Molecular function (GO): nucleic acid binding
Source: RefSeq, a predicted model, not a curated record